ACCACGAGCCAUCCUCCCCUCGGGCCGCGUGUCCCUCACGCUGAUUGGUAGAAAGUUACUGUGGGAAAGAAAGUUUGGGAAGUUUCACACGAGCCGUUCGCGUGCAGUCGGAGAUAUAAAUAAGACCAACACGAAGCUGAGGCAGGCAGUUGCUACGACCGCUGGCAAACGGUGAAAUCAGAGACUGUGACAUCAUUGCCGCACCAGUUGAACUCGGGACACUUCGUGCGGAUAUCCAUUCAUAGUUGGAACUGUAUAUGCGUACAGCGUUCACUCUAGUAGAAGAUACAGGAGGAUUUCUUUUAUAAACAAAUCUCAAAGGAUACUUCCCAGUGAAGAUGCCUGCCGAUAUCAUGGAAAAAAACUCCUCGUCUCCGGUUGCCGCGACUCCGGCGAGCAUGAACACUACACCUGAUAAACCCAAAACGGCUUCAGAGCACAGAAAGUCUUCUAAACCCAUUAUGGAGAAAAGAAGAAGAGCGAGAAUCAACGAAAGCUUGGGUCAGCUGAAAACGUUAAUCUUGGAUGCUCUAAAAAAAGAUAGCUCCAGGCACUCUAAACUUGAGAAAGCGGACAUCCUGGAGAUGACAGUGAAACACCUCAGAAACAUGCAGCGGGCACAAAUGACCGCUGCCCUGAACACGGAUCCCACCGUUCUUGGGAAAUACAGGGCUGGAUUCAGUGAAUGUAUGAACGAGGUGACCCGGUUCCUGUCUACCUGUGAAGGGGUUAACACCGAGGUCAGGACCCGGCUGCUGGGUCACUUAGCCAGCUGCAUGACACAAAUCAACGCUAUGAAUUAUCCAACACAGCACCAGAUACCUGCCGGGCCUCCUCAUCCAUCCUUCAGUCAACCAAUGGUUCAAAUCCCCAGCGCGACUCAGCAAGCCAACGCUGUGCCUCUUAGCGGAGUCCCUUGCAAAAGCGGGGCUUCCUCCAACUUGACUUCUGACGCAACAAAAGUAUACGGAGGUUUCCAGCUUGUGCCGGCAACGGACGGACAGUUCGCCUUUUUGAUUCCCAACGCUGCCUUUGCUCCAAACGGUCCCGUUAUUCCAGUGUAUGCCAACAAUUCCAGCACACCGGUUCCGGUGGCCGUGUCUCCGGGAGCACCGUCCGUCACGUCAGAUUCCGUUUGGCGGCCUUGGUAGACUAUGAAAAAAAGAAAGAAAGAAA
Messenger RNA from Cyprinus carpio (common carp), 1176 nucleotides. It is a transcript of the gene hes1, whose product is annotated as hes family bHLH transcription factor 1. Gene Ontology annotation, molecular function: DNA-binding transcription factor activity, RNA polymerase II-specific; protein dimerization activity; RNA polymerase II cis-regulatory region sequence-specific DNA binding. Gene Ontology annotation, cellular component: nucleus. Gene Ontology annotation, biological process: regulation of neurogenesis; Notch signaling pathway; anterior/posterior pattern specification. Lineage: Eukaryota; Metazoa; Chordata; Actinopteri; Cypriniformes; Cyprinidae. The record is from RefSeq and is a predicted model, not a curated record.